Molecule: messenger RNA, 405 nt
Organism: Solanum stenotomum
Lineage: Eukaryota; Viridiplantae; Streptophyta; Magnoliopsida; Solanales; Solanaceae
Exons: 1
Coding region: 1-405 (134 amino acids)
Source: RefSeq, a predicted model, not a curated record
AUGGCGUUCAACAAAACAAACUACGGUUGCUACUUCUUCAAUCAUGCAGAAAUAAUAGCCAUCCAUGAAGCAAGUCGAGAAUGCGUGUGGUUGAGAUCAGUAACUCAACACAUCCAAGAAGCAUGUGGUCUUCCCUUAAAAGAAGACAUGUCAACCACAUUAUAUGAAGACAAUGUUGCGUGUAUAGCUCAACUAAGAGGAGGAUACAUCAAAGGAGAUAGAACAAAACUUAUUUCACCAAAAUUCUUUUUUACUCAUGAUCUACAAAAGAAGGGUGAAAUAGAUGUUCGACAAGUUCGUUUCAGUGAUAAUUUAGCAGAUAUAUUCACCAAGGCAUUACCAACGUCAACCUUUGAGAAGCUGAGAUACAAGAUUGGAAUGCGUUAUCUUCUAGAUAUUAAGUAA